ACAAUAAAGAUUGUUACAAAGUGUCUAUAUACUUCUUUCUUUCUUUUGACACUCUGUAACAAUCUUUAUUGUCUGAUGACGGCAAGAGAACUUGUCGAAAUAUCACAAUAAAAUAAAUUUGAUGAAAGUAUUAAUCAUGUUCUGUGCAGUUUUGUACUUUCUCUACAAUUUAAUUCGAUUUUCAUGAUGAAAAUUUGAAAUUAUUAAGUUACUUGCAAAAAAUCAGCUAAUUUGGACAUUAAAUACAUGAUUCGACGCAGUUUUAUCUCCUCUUUCGAAUGAGAUAUAGUUUAAAAUUAAUGUCCUUGAUUUCAUGUCAAAAUUUCAAAAAUACGGGGGAUAAUACUAUUGAGGAAAAUUUCAAAGGUCUUUGUUCAAAAACUCUAUAAGAUCCAUUGUACGUAAGAGAUACGUAGUACUUAAGAGGCUUAUUCAGAACUCAUCUAAGCUUUUCGUCCCCCAUAGUUUUUCCGAUAGUCCAGGACAUACUGUUUCAAAGGGUCUUUUCCGCUUAAAAAAAUAUUGCUCCAUUCAAAAGUUACAAGAUCUGAAACAUUUUAUUUAAAUAUGAUUUUAUUAGUAGAGUCGCAAUAACGUUUUGAACAGAAUAUCGGAUAGAUGUUAGAUUUUCAUCAUCGGUAGACCGUUGGUCAUUGUAUAUGUACAAACAAUAGUACGGACAAAUAUACCAAUUGCAUAUUUAAAAAUGAGUCAUCUAUUACAAAUACAAGAGGGAAAAUGUCAGUUUUCAAACUCGAUUUAUAACAGAAUUCACAAAAGUUAUUUAUUACAAGCCAUCAUUUUAUGGCAUCCUGGAAUGGCAAAAUUUUUGCAUGAUUCAAAAAGCACAUGAAAUUUUUUAGAUAAGACAUUUGCUUUGAUCUCUGUCGCUAAAAAGACCUUGUAUAGAGUAAACGUAUUUACCACUAAUUCAUCGAAACGUUGGUGCACAAACUUCCUCUGUGAAAAGUUCAUAAAGAAUUUUGCAAACCGAUCUACUUUUUCUGUAAGGAGAUGAAGCCGAUCUAUAUUUUACUAGAACCGCCAUUAAACGAGCUUCAAAAGAACAUAUCGCUUUUGUGCAAUUCCUCCUAUAUCUCCGAAAGAAAGAGGAGUUAAAGUACAUACUGAAAAACCGCUGAUUUUCGCCAUUUUUUUAACCUUCUCUCCUAGUGGUCACAUCGACUUAGACUAUUCAACAACUUUUGAGGAGUUUCACCAUUUUAGUCCCAUGAGUGGUUGUCCUGACAACUUUUUAUUCUAUUUUGCUUUAUUACUGAGAAAAUUCAUUUUUUCUAAAUUAAAAGAAUAAAAGUCGAAAUUCUGCCGGUAAUUCUCAAUUUUCUUCAUCAAGGCUCAACUUCUAAGCAAUAAAAGUAUCAUAUUCGAAAUCAGCGUAAAAGAUCGAAUCAAACGAUAUAUAUUUCGAAAAUUAUUGUUGAUUUCCAUUAUUUGGUGAAAAUCUCAAUAAAGGAUAAAAAGAGGCACAUAAUUCGACUAGUCUUUUUACACUGAUUUUUAAUAUGAUACUUUUAUUGCUUAGAAGGUGAGCCUUGAUGAAGAAAAUUGAGACCUAUCUAGUUUUUCUGUAAAGCGAUGAAGCCGACCUUUUUAUUUAAUUAGAACCGCCAUUAAAUGAGCUUCAAAAGUAUAGAUCGUUUUUUUUUCUAUUCUGGUUUAUUACUGAGAAACUUCAUUUUUCUAAAAUAAAAUCGCAAAAAUCGAAAUUCUGUCGCUAAAUUCUCAAAAUUGUUUAUGAACAUUUUAUAGAGGAAGUCCAAGACGUCCAUACUGGCUUCAGCCUCGAUCAAACACUAUUCUCAUACUCAGGUUUUUUACUACUGAAUCAGGAUAAAAACACUCGAAAAGUUGGGGGGACGCAAAUGAUGAAAAAUUUUAGAAAUUUUUUGAAUCUAAGCCGUUUUUACAAAUUUCACAUCCUUCGAGUUUUUUCAAUUUUUCUCACUUCAAACUUUGUCUAAAAAAGUUAAAAAUCACAUAUUCGUGAUCAGAUCAUCGAAGUUUCUACAAUCAUAUAUAAAUAAACGAAAUGCUAAAUCUGCUCGAAUUUUACAUCUCCGGCACCUGUCAUACGUUUGGUUUUGCAGGAUUUUUCUGAAAAAUGAACUUCUGCAUUUUUACAGAAACGUUCACCAAAACUUUUCAUCGUCGUUUCGGAUUUAUCACCGAAAAAGCCGAUCUGAAUUGGUCAAUUUCAGAUAAUUUAAAAUUUAAAAGUUUUGCAUUUCCAGGUUUUUAGUGCUGUGAGAAAUUGUUGGCUCUUUGAGAACAUAUGAGAGAAACUCAUCAAAACAUUGUCGUCUAACCGCAUGAAUAAAAAAUCUAUGUGUCAACAAUUCCAGGCUUUUACGAGCUUUUUAUAUCGGAGGCAAUGAACGUUUUAUCUGAAAAUAUCACUUUUCUUUCACAACUUCUAAGCCAAUCUCACUUGUGAUUCCUCUGUAACUCUUGAACACACUGUGCAAUGCCAAAGUCUAAUAUUUUAAUCGUAACCUGGUCGUGAUACCUGCUAUCUAUGAUAAAACUAUGAGCUAAUCUGUUGUCAACUCCAUAACCACAACAUCUAUGUGGCUCUUUUGAAACAUAAUGCUACCAUGGUAACCUUUUCGGUCAAACAAAUAUAUCAUCUCUUUCUUUAUUCUUGUUACUUAAGGUGAUGGUGUAAAUGAUGCACCAGCACUUAAAAAAGCAAAUGUUGGCGUUGCUGUGGCUGAAGCAUCGGAUGCUGCAAGAUCUGCAGCUGAUAUUGUAUUAACUGAACCAGGUUUAAGUGUUAUUAUUGAAGCUUUACUUGCUUCACGGCAAAUAUUUCAGCGUAUGAGAAAUUAUGCAAUUUAUACAUGUUCCGUUACAAUACGUGUAGUUGUUGGAUUCGCUAUACUUAUAUUUGCAUUUAAAUUUGAUUUUCCACCAUUCAUGGUUCUUAUCUUGGCUAUUUUAAACGAUGGUACAAUAAUGACAAUAUCAAAAGAUCGUGUAAAACCAUCACCGUAUCCAAAUGAAUGGAAUUUAUUUGAAAUAUUUUUCUCUGCUAUUGUUUAUGGUCUAUAUUUAACUGCAUCAACAGUUGCUUUCUUUGCGAUCAUUGUUAAAACAAAUUUUUUUCAAGAUAAAUUUGGUGUACAACAUUUUGAAAAUCUACCAAAUGGUGGUGGUUAUAAUGAUCGAAUACUUCACUCAAUUAUUUACUUACAAGUAUCAACAAUUAGUCAAGCACUGAUAUUUAUAACACGUUCACGUGGACUAUUUUUUACAGAACGACCAUCGCUAAUUUUAGUUGCAGCUUUUAUGAUUGCACAACUAGUAGCAACAUUCAUUAGUGUUUAUGCUAAUUGGGGUUUUACGGAAAUUAGAGGAUGUGGAUGGCAUUGGGCAGGUAUUGUUUGGAUUUGGAAUAUUAUAUGGUUUUUUCCAUUGGAUGCUGUUAAAUUUGGUAUCCAAGCAUAUUUCGAUCCAAUACGAAAGCGUGCUAUAGAAGAAGUUAUGGAUCGGACACCAUCAACCAAAGAUCAAGUAGAAAGACGUAAAAGUACACUUGGCGGUAGUGCAACACCAUCAGUUCUACCUUCAAGACGACGUUCAACAAUGGUUGGUACUGAUAAAGAAAAGAGACGUGAUACGUUGGCUACAGCUGCUAGUUAUUAUGCACCACAUACACGUUCAUUCUCGGUAGCACAUAAACAUCGAAAUUUUGCACGAAUAUUAAAUAUGGAUGGAGAAGCAGCAAAUCCAGUACAUGCUGAUAAAGAUGGACUUAGACGAUUUUCUAUUGUACAGGUACAUAUUUUCGAGCGUUGCAUGCGGUUCGGCUCCACAAUAACAGCCUAUCUUAACCGAUUGCUACGCACAGGGAGAAUCUAUAAUUCUAAUUCUGUCGUAAAAUUUAGUAUACGGAUGUAAGAUUCGGAAGGAACUGGACCAUUCGAUUCAUUUUCAAUUGAAUGAAGCGAAUUGAAUCGAAAGAAUCGAUGAAAUGAAAUGACUUGAACUGAAUCCAAUCGAAUUGAAAUAUCCAAUAUAUACAUAUAUAUAUAUAUAUGUAGUAUUAAAGUUCGCAUGUUUAUCGAAGUUAUAACUUCAGUAAACAUGCUUACUUCAAUACGACAUAUACAUUAAAAGAAACACCAGUGGUAUUCUUCCAGUAUACUUUUCGGUUAUUAAUUAGAGUUUUUAAGUGACCGAUCAUUGCAGAUGAUCUUAUAAUUCAUAUUUCUUGCGUCGGACAUUCUUCUCGAAAUGAAUAGCAAAUAACUAUCCCAGCUGCUUUUUAAAACCGAAAUUGCUCCAACACUCUCUGUAUCCUCCCAGGCGAAUAAAAAGUAUCGAGUAUUGAACAAUGCUAUCUAGAUAACCCAACGCACUACCCAAUAUACCUAGAUACAAGUAAAAAAAAAGUAUUGAGUAUGGCCCAAUCCUGACUAGGUAAUCCCAAUACAGUAGUCAAUAUAUCUAGAUAACCCAAUACCAUACCCAAUAUAUCUAGCAUGAUAUUGAGCAAUCCUACUAUGAAGUUAUUGGGCAUGGUAUCUAGUGCAUUGGUCUGUUACAUCCUAAUAUAUCGACCUAUGCAUCUCCCAAACGAAUAAAAUGUAUUGAGUAUGGGGCAAUCCUAUCUAGGUAAUCCUAAUACCUAGAUAACCCAAUACCAUACCCAGUAUAUCUGGCUUGCUCAGUAUAUUACUCGAUAUAUCGACAGUCGGAUUAUUCAUCUUUUUGUUUUGCAGCCACACCACCUAUAUAUGAGCGAAUCGUAACUUUUUUGUACAAUUAUCUUUUUCAUUUAGGUUCCUAAUAACUCUGCUUCGGCUGAUUGGAUUUUCAAAAUUUUUUUUUAUUUAGCUCGUAGCUUUGUCACCCAUCG
This is a messenger RNA of Didymodactylos carnosus, 4882 nucleotides long. The record is from the annotation of a GenBank genome assembly. NCBI's taxonomy places the organism in Eukaryota, Metazoa, Rotifera, Eurotatoria, Philodinida, Philodinidae.